AUGCGUCCCCAUGCUCCUAAUGCACCCCCGUACUCCCAAUCCUCCCCCAUGCCCCCCCAUGCUCCCCCAUGUGCUUCCCCAUGCUCUCAAUACACCUCCAUGCUCCCAAUGUACUUCCCCAUUAGCCUCCGCACGCCAUCUCUCACAUCCUCCCACUCCCUCAACGCCUCCUCUGCCACCUCCCUUGGACCCCCCUCUUUCUCCGCUGCUCCUUCCUCACCCUCUUCUUCCUCUGCCACCUUUCCCUUCCUUUUCCUCUCCUUCUCUGCCUCUGAAUCGUUUCUCCUCUCCAACCCUCUCCCAAUCCUGGCCCCAUUACCCUCCUCCUCCUUUCUUCCUAUCCUGCCCUCCUCCAUUCCCCUCUCUAGCACCCCUCCCCUCGCCCCAUCUUGCCCUUAA
Messenger RNA from Closterium sp. Naga37s-1, 399 nucleotides. The record is from the annotation of a GenBank genome assembly. Lineage: Eukaryota; Viridiplantae; Streptophyta; Zygnematophyceae; Desmidiales; Closteriaceae.